AUGGAGCAUAUCACUAGAGAGGUUGAUGAGAUGAACCUAAGCGCUGUUGUCUCUGAGGUGAAUAUGGUGGGAUCUAAUCCAAGAGAGUGGUGGAUAUAUACAGGUACAACUCGCCACAUAUGUGCAGAUAAGAGCAUGUUCACCUCCUUCGAACCAAAGACAAAUGAGGAGAAGUUGUUCAUGGGUAACUCUGCCACAUCCGAAAUCCAAGGGGAGGGCAAGAUUGUACUGAAGAUGACAUCUGGAAAAGAUCUGACUCUUAAUAAUGUAUUAUAUGUUCCAGAUAUUCGCAAGAAUUUGGUAUCUGGAUCAUUGCUAAGCAAACAUGGUUUUCGCUUAGUGGUUGAGUCAGACAAAGUAAUCUUGUCCAAAUAUGGAAUAAGAGAAACCAUAAAACCAUCAACUCCAACUCCUCAUCACCUUAAAAGCUACAACCUAUCCCUUUUAGAUCAGUUUGGUCAUCCAAUUUAUGGCCCUCUUGUUCUUUUCUAUCCCAAAAAUGGAAUUUCACCUCAACAAAGAUCCCAGAAGCUCAAGAAAUCACUAUCCCAAGUCUUGACUCUUUUCUACCCUCUUGCUGGAAGAACCAACAAUAACUUCACCAUCGAAUGCAACGAUGACGGUGUUCAUUUCAUCGAAGCUCGAGUCCACGGUUUUCUCUCAAACUUUCUCCAAAAAUCCAAUUCCAAUUUACUACAUCGAUUCCUUCUGAUGGAGAUGGAAUCAAGAAAGGCUGGCAUGGGGCCUCUUUUCCUUGUUCAAGCAAGUUUCUUCGACUGUGGUGGAUUGGCAAUUGGUACUUGCUUGUGGCACAAGUUAGGUGACGAAACCACAACGCGCUUAAUCCUAAAAUACUGGUCUGCCAUAGCUCUUGGCCACCAUGACCAUGCUGAUAUACCAUGCUUGGAUUCGGCGUCCCAAUUCCCUGCAAGAGAAUUCUCGAUCCCGCAUAGUUCUGUGGUGUUUGAAAGGACAAGGAACAGAAUCGUGUUGGAUGCAUGGAAGAUUGCAGCUCUUAAGGCUAAAGUUUCCAGCGCAAGCGUGCCGAAGCCUACUCGGGUUGAAGCUGUGUCGGCUCUAAUUUGGAGAUCAGCAAUGGCUGCAUGGAGAUCAUCAAACAAAGGGAUAGCAAAAAAAUCUGUGUUAACACACAAUGUGAACAUUCGGAAAUUGGCGGAGCCGCCGUUACCUGAGAAUUCAAUGGGAAACCUGAUUGCGUUCUGGUCGGCACGAACAGAUGAAAAGUUGGAGAGUCAAAGAGACAUGAAAGGUUUAGUUGUUGAAUUGAGGAAAGGAAAGAAGAAAUUCAGUGAAAACGAAGCGAAAAGACUUGGAAUAUUGGAAGUGAUGUUUGGAUUAAUCAAAGAGGCAGGAGAGACAAGGGGACGAGAUGAUACAAACAGCUUAAUAUUUACCACUCUGUGUAACUUUGGAUUAUAUGGGGUAGAUUUUGGGUGGGGAAAACCUAUGUGGGUUACAGUUCCUAAUCCUUCACAUAAGAACUUAGUGACAAUGAUGAACACAAGGGAUGGUGAUGGUGGAGUAGAGUUUUGGUUGUGUUUGAGUGAGGAAGAUAUGGCAUUGUUUGAACGUGAUCCUCAGCUUCUUGAAUUUGCUUCACCAAAUCCAAGUCUGUUACCCUUUGGGACCCUCAAGUAG
Molecule: messenger RNA, 1659 nt
Organism: Ziziphus jujuba (common jujube)
Lineage: Eukaryota; Viridiplantae; Streptophyta; Magnoliopsida; Rosales; Rhamnaceae
Product: stemmadenine O-acetyltransferase
Exons: 3
Coding region: 1-1659 (552 amino acids)
Source: RefSeq, a predicted model, not a curated record